Molecule: messenger RNA, 888 nt
Organism: Arabidopsis lyrata subsp. lyrata
Lineage: Eukaryota; Viridiplantae; Streptophyta; Magnoliopsida; Brassicales; Brassicaceae
Product: CASP-like protein 4A4
Exons: 3
Coding region: 115-738 (207 amino acids)
Source: RefSeq, a predicted model, not a curated record
ACAAACUUUCGCUGAAACUUCAUGUAAAUCUUUAACGUAUAUCUUUAAGAAAACGAAGACUUCACAAUAUAUUAAUCAAUCUCUUCAAUUAUUUUUGGAACACUCAAAAUUUUGAUGAAAGAGCUUAAAGAUCACGUUGUAGUGAUGGCCUAUGGACCAUCGGAGGGUUCAGUAACGGCGUCGCCUGUCUCUCAACAGACGCCGUCUUUGUUUGCAUACUCUAUAACGCCUUCAACAUCAAGAUUCAGCUCACGGCGAGCAUCGGUUCAUGUCAUCGGUUUGGUUCUCCGGUUUUUAACUUUGGUUCUAUGUUUUGUCUCUGCUCUUUCGUUAGCAGUGAAUGUUCAUAGGCCUUCGAGGAGAUAUCUGACACAGAACUCCUCGAGUUUUGCUUCAUAUCCUGAACUAUUGUAUUGUUUUGUUGUAGCAGUGAUAGGAUUCGUGUAUACAUGUUUGCAAACAUUCAAAGGAGUUUGUGAUAUUACUCACAGAGGAAUUUUAAUCUCUGAGCCUCUUUCGGAUUAUAUCAGCUUCAUAUUUGACCAGGCUAUAUGUUACCUACUAGUAUCAUCUUCUUCGGUGGCAAUUGCGUGGAUCCAACAUAUAAACGAGGAUGCGAUAAACACACUAAGAAAUAAUUCCAUAAUUUCAGUUUCAAUGUCAUUCUCUGCUUUCUUUGUUUUGACACUCUCUAGCCUCUUGUCAGGUUAUAAGCUUUGCAAGAGAUUUAUGUGGUAAUUAAAUCUUGUAAAGGGUUUUUAUAUUCAUGUCAUGUUUAAUCCGUAAAGUAAUGUAAAUUUAUGUGGAUUUAUUUGUUUGUUGGAAUGUAAAUUUAUUCAACAAAAUUUAUUUGUUUUACAGGAAACGUUUUUAGAAUUUUGAAAGAAU